GCGCCUACUUUGUGGGUAUAAAAGCAAGUCGGUUGCAAUUAAUUCGACCAGACCCCAGAACGAAACAGAGUAACGCAUACUUGUGUAUAUAAAUAAUCCAUAAUCAUUUUCGUUCAGUUCAUUUGAAUUCAAAUGGCAUUUGUUUCUGUUUCGGACUUUGAGCAGAAGGCGCGUGUAGAGCUUGAGAAAAAUGCUCUUGAUUAUUACAAAAGUGGGGCUGGGGAGCAGCUUACUCUUCGAUUAAACCGAGAGGCAUUUCAAAGGUUGCGUCUACGUCCACGUUGCCUGCGUGAUGUCUCACAGCUGGAAACUAGCUGCAUGAUCUUGGGACACCACAUCGACUUGCCCCUGGGCAUUGCACCCGUGGCCAUGCAAAAGAUGGCGCAUCCUGAUGGCGAGGUAGGCAACGCACGAGCUGCCGGCGUGGCCGGUUGCAUAUUCGUUUUGAGUACUCUCGCGACCACUUCGUUGGAGGAUGUGGCCGCCGCGGCCCCUGAGACCUGCAAAUGGUUCCAGCUCUACAUAUACAAGGACCGUGCACUCACCGAGAGCCUAGUGCGGCGGGCGGAAAAUGCGGGUUUCAAGGCUCUUGUUCUGACCGUGGAUGCCCCAGUUUUUGGUCAACGUCGCGAUGAUGUGCGUAACAAAUUUAGCCUGCCAUCCCAUUUGAGUCUGGCCAACUUUCAUGGGGAACUGGCCAGCGGCGUGGUAUCUGAAAUGGGCGGCUCUGGACUCAACGAAUAUGUGGUUAGCCAAUUCGAUGCCACUGUCACCUGGCAGGAUAUCAAGUGGCUCAAACUGCUUACGCACCUACCCAUUGUUGUGAAGGGUGUACUUACCGCAGAAGAUGCUGAACUGGCGCGCGAGUUCGGCUGUGCCGGCAUAAUAGUCUCUAAUCAUGGCGGACGUCAAUUGGACUCCACGCCUGCCACAAUUGAGGUCCUGCCGGAGAUUGUCAAGGCUGUUGGUAAGGAUCUAGUUGUUAUGCUGGAUGGCGGCAUUCGGGAGGGCAACGAUAUUCUUAAGGCUUUGGCUCUUGGUGCCCAAAUGGUAUUUUUAGGUCGACCUUCAAUCUGGGCCCUCGCCUGUGAUGGUCAACGAGGCGUCGAGCAACUACUGGAACUUCUUAGAGAAGAUUUUAAAAUAUCAAUGGCGUUAACCGGUUGUCGCACAUUGGCUGAUAUCCAGGCAACAAUGGUAGUGCCAGAAUCGACCUAUCGGCGGCUAAAAUAAUUAUUAUUAUUUGAACAUAUAGUUAAAUUUAAAAUAUAUACUAACUUAUUUAUUAUUGUAACCGAUCUGGCUAUCCGAUGCUGUGUGGUUAUUCUCUACUAUUAAUUAUUAACAAAAUGUUAUUAGUUACAUACUAAAACAACUUAAAAGCAUCAAUGCCUAUUUUCGUCAAAGCUA
Molecule: messenger RNA, 1410 nt
Organism: Drosophila virilis
Lineage: Eukaryota; Metazoa; Arthropoda; Insecta; Diptera; Drosophilidae
Molecular function (GO): oxidoreductase activity; FMN binding
Source: RefSeq, a predicted model, not a curated record